This is a messenger RNA of Hydra vulgaris (swiftwater hydra), 1146 nucleotides long. Its product is annotated as E3 ubiquitin-protein ligase NRDP1. The record is from RefSeq and is a predicted model, not a curated record. Lineage: Eukaryota; Metazoa; Cnidaria; Hydrozoa; Anthoathecata; Hydridae. Gene Ontology annotation, molecular function: zinc ion binding.
AUAUGUAUUAAUAAAUAUUUUGAAUAAAAAGUUUUGCAACUAAAAAUUAAGUUUGGAUAUUGAAAUACAACAAGAUCUUUUACAACGAUAUUUAGCUACAUGCUUUUGAUCAUUAAACAGCUGAAAGGUGCGGUAACAAAACAGACGGGACACUACUAGUUUUAAUUUAUAAAAACAUUAGUAAAAGUUCAAAGUUAUUCAUUUCAAACGUAAUUAUAAAGGAUUUUUACUCACAAUCCCAUCAAGCAAUAACUUAAUGGUAUGGAUAAUAGUAAUCAAAUUGACUUAACUUGCCCCAUUUGUUUGGAUAUUGCUGAUGACGCUGUUGAAACUGAAUGUUGUGGUCAUAUAUUUUGCGAAAAAUGUGCGAAAAAUGUAAACUCUUGUCCUUUAUGCAACAGAGUACCGCUUUCAUUCAGGAUUACAUUGUUCGGUAGACGGCUAAUUGGUAAUUUACCAAAAAAGUGUGAUAAUGAAGGUUGUGGAAAAGAUGUAGCUCGAUCUGAAUUUAACAGGCACAAAUUGUUAUGUGAGUUUUUAAUAAAAAAAUGCUAUAUUCCAACUUGCUCUUUUGAAUCCAUUAAAAAGAAUUUGAUGAAUCAUUUAUUAACCUCUCAUAGUGACUCCGUCAUUAAGAUAUUGGAAGAGCACUACUCUACAAGUUCCUCUAAUGAAAUCAGUAACUCUAAAAGUUUUAUUAGUACAAAAAUUAACUCAAAGGGUAGACAAGCUAGGCUUGGUGCGACGGGAAAAUAUUAUUGCUCUGGAAAGCUUGAUUUGGCAUCAAAAUGUCAAUGCUGUGAUGGAAAUUGCGGUCCAGAUAAUGGGUGUAAUUGUACUUCUUGUAUGGCACUAGAUAUUAGUACACGCAAACUUCCUUCAGGUUGGUAUGUUAAUAAAGAAGGAUUUCCAUGCGUCAAAGGAAAUUCUGGUAAGUUUUACUGUGGCAGAAAGAUGGACCUUGAAUCUUCAGACGGUUUUUGUGGUCCAGGCGAUGGUCCCAAUUGCAUGUCUUGUGAAAUCAUUGGAUUUGAAGAAAGUGUUUAUGAAGAAGUUCGAUAAACUUUUUUAUGGGCCAAUUUUUUGAUUGAGAUUUCUCAAAGACUACAUGUAUUAUAUGUUUUUCAUAAUAACUUUAUUAAUUUA